Zea mays is the source of this 2085-nucleotide messenger RNA. RefSeq names its product calmodulin-binding receptor-like cytoplasmic kinase 3. Gene Ontology annotation, molecular function: protein kinase activity; ATP binding. Gene Ontology annotation, biological process: protein phosphorylation. NCBI's taxonomy places the organism in Eukaryota, Viridiplantae, Streptophyta, Magnoliopsida, Poales, Poaceae. The transcript has 7 exons. The record is from RefSeq and is a predicted model, not a curated record. Bases 562 to 1713 code for a protein of 383 amino acids.
ACUUCCGCAGCGACACAAUCCAAGGGCCCGUCCGGCAGUGGCACACCAACCCGCCGCCCCGCCACGGGCGCGCGCGCGAACACUGGGCCCCACCUGGCAGCAAUUCGCCCCCGGCCCCCAUACAAAUAUCCGGCGCGUCGCGGCGUCGGCGUCGGCGUCGUUUACCAGUCUUCUCACCCGGUCGCCGGUCUUGAGCGACCGCCUCGCUACUUCCUCCUACCGGCGCAGGCACACGGUUUCCGCGCCAGCAAGGGGUGCCCACCGCAAAGAUCCGAUCGAUCAGAUCAAAAGGGAAUUCCUGAAAAGGAGAGAGGAGCACCCUUCCUCGCCAUUUCCGUCCAAGUGUUUUCCCGAGGAGUCGUGCGUGCCUGCUGGCGCUGGGGCGGCUGGACGGGAGCAUUGCUGGCCGCGGCGGAGCCCGGCGCUCGAGUCCCUUCUCUCCUCUCCUCUCCUCUCCUCUGCGGGGGGCAGCCUUUUAUUUGACAACGGUAUAAAGAAAUCAAGUACAAAUGAAGAGGCACAUCUCUGCCCAGUAUUUGAUGACUGAAGAUAGGUAGCAGUAUGGUAGCUGCUACAAUUGCGGGAAUGUUUCUUGUGUGUUUUGAGUCCCUCUGCACCUGUUUUGGCACAAAAAGGAAAGAUGAAAGCGAAGACCAUGUUCUUGCAGAACAUUCCAAUUCCUUGAGUUCUUAUCAAAUGAGGUCGGUUUCUGAUAGAAUUUCUGCAAGCUCGCUUCGAGCACCUGCAAGUCCAUCUAGAUUUUCAUUGUCUUCGCCACCAAGCAGAAAUGAACCUUUAAACAUCAGUCUUGAACAUGUGGUUAAACUGACACAUAACUUCGCUCCGACCUUGAUGAUUGGUGAAGGUUACUUUGGAAAGGUCUACAGAGCGACACUGCGAGAUGGGCGUGUAGUAGCUAUUAAAAGGGCAAAGAAGGAAAAUUUUGUUUCUUUACGUACUGAAUUCAGCAACGAAGUCGCAUUACUAAAAAGUAUUGAACAUAAGAACUUGGUCCGAUUGCUUGGUUAUAUUGACAAACCCAAUGAACGAAUUCUCAUAACAGAGUAUGUACCAAAUGGCAAUCUUAGGGAGCAUUUGGAUGGUCAACAUGGCCUAGUUUUGGGAUUUAAUCAGCGGCUUGAAAUAGCUAUAGAUGUUGCCCAUGGGUUGACUUAUCUGCAUCUCUAUGCAGAGAAGCCCAUAAUACAUAGGGAUGUGAAGUCAUCAAACAUUCUACUGACAGAAGGCUUCAUGGCCAAAGUGGCUGACUUCGGAUUUGCAAGAACUGGUCCUACUGAGCCAGGCCAGUCACAGAUUGAGACUGAUGUGAGAGGAACAGCAGGGUAUUUAGAUCCAGAGUAUCUGAGAUCAAACCAUCUUACGAUCAAGAGCGAUGUGUUCUCUUAUGGUGUUUUGCUUCUAGAAAUCCUUUCAGGACGUCGUCCUAUUGAGGCAAGGAGGGGUCCAACAGAAAGGAUUACAGUGAGAUGGGCCUUCUAUAAGUACAACAGAGGAAAUGUUAGGGACAUACUGGAUCCAAUGUUAACAGAAGCAGUGAACGAGAAUAUACUGAAUAGAAUCUUUGAUCUGGCGUUCCAGUGUGUCGCUCCUACCCGCGAAGACAGACCAUCCAUGAAAGAAGUUGUGGAGAGGCUGUGGAAGAUAAGAAGGGAUCAUACAAAAAUACAAAGGAUAGCAGAAUUGACUCUCUGAAUCCUUGAACCAGCUGAUCCCGGUUGCCGUUUUUGCUUGAGGGAACAUGGAUCAGUUCCUAGUGAAGACCAAAGGUCACCACAUAAAAAUAAUGCAAAUUUUGUGGUUGUGAACAACUGGAACUUUGUACAGGGUUGCAAAAUUGUUGUUGUAUUAUGUUGUAUUGUACAUGGCUCUAUGUUCAAGAGAUCAAGGUGCCGAACAAUGGCCUGUGAUCGAUGAUUUCCCUGUGUAGCCACUAGCCCGUUUAUCAACAUAAGCUGUUCAGUGAUCUGUAAGGCACAAUGUAGCUUCUGUGUAACACCUGCAUUGUUGGAUGAGGCUUUUAAAACAGUUAGAUAUGAAUAAAAUCUUUGGCUAGUUUCUUCUGUA